Molecule: messenger RNA, 2698 nt
Organism: Branchiostoma belcheri (Belcher's lancelet)
Lineage: Eukaryota; Metazoa; Chordata; Leptocardii; Amphioxiformes; Branchiostomatidae
Product: sodium-dependent phosphate transporter 2-like
Exons: 10
Coding region: 197-1879 (560 amino acids)
Biological process (GO): phosphate ion transmembrane transport
Cellular component (GO): membrane
Molecular function (GO): phosphate transmembrane transporter activity
Source: RefSeq, a predicted model, not a curated record
UCACGUAGCAGCACUUCAUAUACAAUAUAGUCGCAUCCCCCACUACGCUCACACGUUUAUUUUACCACCUCCAAGCCACAAGAAAGGUGCCAAAACCGCUACGUAGAAAACACCUACCCAACCCAACACAAAAUUGUUCAGGAAAAGGAGCUAAAUCGCCUUUCUAGACUUUGAAGAUUUUUUGUAGAGCUUAAUAAUGAUUGGGGCAGUGUGGCCGGUUGUUGUCGGUUUUAUAAUCGCCUUUAUUCUCGCCUUCGCCGUGGGAGCGAACGACGUCGCCAAUUCCAUCGGCACGUCCGUCGGCGCCAAAGUCCUGACCCUACGUCAAGCCUGCGUCCUCGCCAGCGUUUUCGAGCUGCUUGGAGCCAUUCUAGUCGGCGCCAAAGUAUCGGACACGAUACGGAAGGGGAUCGUGGAUGUGAACGUAUUCAACGGUACAGAGGAGCUACUGAUGUUCGGAAACCUGGCGGCAUUGUCAGGUAGUGGUGUCUGGCUUCUGGUGGCGACGUUUGCCCGACUACCGGUGUCGACGACCCACAGUAUUGUCGGAGCCACCGUCGGGUUCACUCUCGUAGCAGCCGGGGCUAAAGGCGUGAACUGGCCCCAGAUCGGACUUAUUGUUGGUUCCUGGGUGGUCUCUCCCCUGUUGUCUGGACUCAUCACGUCAGCAUUCUUCAAGUUUGUGGAGUUCUUCAUCUUGAGAAAGGACAACGCAGCCCAAACUGGCUUGAAGUUGCUUCCAGGAUUCUACGCAUUCACCUUAAUCAUCAACCUGUUCUCAAUAUUCUACACUGGGGCCCCGCUGCUGGGGUUUGAUAAGAUCCCCCUGUACGGUGUGUUUAUCCUGAGUUUUGGGGGAGGGAUGCUGAUCGGCCUGCUGGUAUGGCUGUUCUUUGUGCCGUGGAUGAGAAGAAAAAUCCAAGAAAUCCACGACGCCAAGUUAUCCGUGGUGCCCUCACAGUCCAUGUGGCGACAGUCCAUCGAACAUCUCUCCCAACUACCCAACACAAAACUGCCGAACUCUGUCAAGUAUGAACCAGAAGAUGACAAGGGCCACUGUAACAUGGCGUAUGAAGAAACCGACUCUCAGGAAAGAGAGGAGAAGCUUAGAGACACUCCCAACUCAAACGGUGUGAUAAUGAUUGUCUCCCCGAAUGGUCUAAUCCUUCCAACCGAUAAUAACACUAAUAUAGAGGACAAAUCUACGGCAAAUGGACAUGUCAGCAAUGGAGAUAUUGUAGUAAACACUUCCACCAAGGAAGAGGAUAUAACAACAACGCAAAAUGGAUGUCUGGGAUCGAGAAUUGAGGGAACGCUGGAAGAUCACGAGGACGCAAACACUCACGUGCACAUCAAGGAAGUCAAGGACACCCCCGAGGUGGGGAAAUUGUUCCAGUUUCUCCAGGUGUUGUCGGCGGGAUUUGGUGCCUUUGCUCACGGAGGAAAUGAUGUCAGCAAUGCAAUCGGCCCCGUGGUGGCGCUGUGGCUGAUCUACCAGGAAGGCAACGUUGCGCAGAAGUCCGUCACCCCGAUCUGGAUCUUGUUUUACGGCGGCGCGGGCAUGAUCAUCGGCCUGUGGGUACUGGGCCGCAGGGUCAUCAAAACAGUCGGGGAGGACCUCACCCCCAUCACCCCUUCUAGUGGAUUCACCAUCGAGAUAGGAGCAGCUACCACAGUACUUCUUGCUUCCAACAUUGGAAUUCCUAUAAGUACAACACACUGCAAGGUUGGUUCAAUUGUUUUCGUCGGGUGGCUGAGAUCUCGGGCCUCGGUGGACUGGAAACUCUUCCGCAACAUCGUGUUCGCCUGGGUCGUCACCCUGCCGGUGGCGGGGGGCAUUUCUGCCGCCGUCAUGGCUCUACUGCGCCUCGCGGUGUGACCUCUCCCCCCCUCCCCGAAUAGGCCUAUUCACGAGUUUCCAUCCCCAGGAUGCAUUGCGAAAACAGGGGUCUAAACCUCAUUUGCAAAGGACAGAAAGGCAUCGGAAUGAUCCUGUUGACGUUAAACAGCUUGUUUUCCAGUGUGUUUUGAGGUGUCGGGGCAUGUUAUGCUCAACGUUAAUUAAAUUACUAUGGUCGAAUCUGAAAACAAAUAGAGAAUGAUUUUUUUUUAAAUAUGUGGUUUGUAACGUUAUAGUGGAAACGCUAUACUGAUGCUGUAACGUUACAAACCACAUGUUCCAUGUUGCAUUGAAAACAACACAAAAAGUUCAUUCUCUAUACGGAUUCAUUUCUAUACGGAUCGAAUUUGAGUUAAAUUUGAGUCAGAUUUGACUGCCAACCACACCCGACCUACUCCCGACCACCAGCCAACCAUGGCACAACCUCCUGUCCACACCAGAAUGUUGUAAACAUUUUUAAACAUUCGCGGCUUGUAUCGCGGCAGUUUUAAUCGAUUUUUUUCGACGUUUCAUUGUUACAAUUUUUUUGUACUUCUUGUUUUCAUAUCAUCUAAAUAUGUGCUAGAUAUUAUGAGCUCACUGUGCACCGAAAUACACCUUAUCAUCAAUAGAUCAAUGGGUUGAGAUUUUUUUGGACCAUGUGCACAUACAUACGUAACCUUGUAUAUAUGUACUGAACUUGCCAAUGUCAGAAAAAAAAGAGAUACAAUGUAAAACUUUUGUUAAUACCACCUUUGUUACUGUUUUUUCACCAAAGCAUAUUUGCGAAAAUGAUUGUAUCAUGAUUCAAUGAAUGGA